UUUCAAACCUCCUGGAUAUUCAAAAUCUGAUCAUGACACAGUUAUUAUAUAAACACGACUUCGGGUGUGUACAUCGCGAGUGUAAACGUUAAAAUACUUUACUUGCUUGUGUAUAAGUACAGAGCAUUCAAAAAUGAGUGAAAACGGAGACAGUUUAUCUGACCAUAGUUAUGAAAAUCUACCCCCAAAGAAUGACCAGCUGACUGCAGGAACCAGCUCUGAAGGACGCUCUCUACCUGAACAUUUCAAAGCGACUCGCUUGAAGUUUCAACAAAUGGCGACAGUGGACAUGGAUGUAGGUCCUAAGCCAAAGACGAUGUCUGCGAAACACGUUCGUAAAACCAAACUGAAUAUGCAGCCUGAUGUGAGACCAAAAGAGAAUAAAACGGAUACGAAGCAAUGUCCAUCUAUACCAAACCAGUCAUCGACAGAUGUAUCGCGUAAAAACGGACAAGGCAUACGCAAGCCACACGAGGUUUGCGCAGAUGAUGUAAUGCCAUUCGAAUCUCGAGUCAAGCCACCGAUACCAGGCCCUAGACAUCGUAGUAUAGACACGUGCACCAUAUCCUCAGAAGGAGCAUCUGGGGGAUAUCCCAUAGACUCAGUUUCAAUGCGUGUGUCUAGUGGCAGUAACAUAGAACAAGCAGUAGCUCAAGCAUCUUCAUACACAAAGACAAAUACAAAUAUGAAAGAGCGGCUCUGUUUUGGGCAAGAUAGCGCAAAUGAAAUACCGUAUGGUGGAAGCGACUUUGUUCAAGUUACGGGUAGUCAUAAAAAACAUAUUUUGUGUCAGCCAAACCAAACAUCAGACCAAGAAGAGAAAAGAAAUGACCUGCAGGGUAAAAGGUCUGCUUUCCAGGACCUACAUAUCCAUGUGCAUUUCUAUAAUGAUGAUGGCAAAAACCACGACCAGAACGGUACGAUUGGUGACAAGUUUGAGGACGAUGAUUCAGCGAGCCAAAGCAGUACUCGCCGAAUGAGACAAUCGGCAGUUCCAUCUCGAGGAAGACAUCCUAUUCACAUCCAUAUUCAUGGGGACAGCAUGGAUAUCGUAAAACAAAAACAGACGCCAAAACAGAGAUAUGAGACAGUAGACAUAGACAGUGACUCGGAAGAUACUGAAAAAGAAUAUUCACCAUUAAACGAUGAAUCCGUUUUCAAUGAGAUCAAUGUCAUUUCAUCUUCGCCUCCUGAACCUGCUCCGACAGUUCCUCCAAGGAAGCCCAUCACAUCGAAUGCACCGUCCUGCCUAGAUAAAGCUUAUGAAAAACCUGACGAUUGGAGAUACGACGAUGGAAAAUCUACAACCAAAUCACAGCAGUCCUCUUUUGUACCAGAAAGAAAAGCCAGGACAGGAACUCCUUCCUGGAUUCUACCAUACAAAGACUACGACCUUCCAGACGCGAAAGUUUUGGAGAUCUUUAACUCGGACCAGUCUUUGAAAAACCAAGUGAUGGAGCUGUAUGGCAAUCCAUGGUUUUACCUGUACCCAGACGUUAAUGAUGCUCAUAAAUACCUCAGUUUGAGGAAUGAAGAUGGUUGCUUUGCACUUGUGGCUGAAAACAUCGAGGGUAGCCCUUUUCAACCGUUCACCAUCACUGUGAUCAAAGAAAAGAGACAUAUUCGCGUACCAAUAUUAAAAACAACCUCUGACGAUAGCCAUUCGCCAUCUAAACUGAUGUUAUUUGAUAAAUCCUAUGACACCAUUGUCGAACUUCUUGACGAUCUGAUUUGCAACAGCAACAAAGAGCUUGGUUUCAAGUUAAGAAAGCCGAACGAUGCAUCUAAAUAUCAAACCAAUACUUCAUCGUAAAAGAGUGUUAAGUAGAAGAGUGUUACGUUGAGUUUGCAUCUCAUCAUGCACAUAACAAACAAAGAACACAGGCGAAAUUGAAACGCAUUACUUCUUCAUUGUGUAAAUAUAGGGUCGUCGUAGCGUAAUGGAUACGGUGUCCACCCAGUUGCUGGGAGGUGACGGUUUCGAUCCCAAAUGUGGAGCGUUCUCUAAAUCUCUCUAAAGACACCAAGAACUGGUUCUAGGCCCAGGAAACGGACUCGAGAGCGUUUCAAUAAGCCUGAGGCUUUCUAUGCAACCGAGCUAAAAUAAAUAAAGAAAAUAAAUCAUCAGGUUUAAUUAAACAUGAGCUUAAAUAAAUUGGUUUAACCUACUAUCUUCCUCAGACGGUAUUAUGUCGUCUGGCUUAUUUAAAACAUCUUGUUUUACAAUCUAGAAAAUAAUAACAUGAUUUCAUGGAUGGUGUUUUUAAUAAUGCGUAUGCCUUUGCCGCGUGGUUUCGUUUUAUAAACACUUUCACAAUCAAAAUGUGCGAUUCAUCCCGUUCGCUUUCAGGAAUGCAAAGUGACACUUAUUUUUCAGUAUUUGUCUGUAGUUUUUAUAACCGUGCAUUCAAUUGUCGGCCGGUUAAUAAACAUGUGUUAAAAUAUAUUAUAUCUGUAUAUAUUAAAGUGUGUGUUCAACGUUCUCUCCUAGAUAGGAUUUAGCAAAAUUAUGUUUCAGUACGCAUACUUCUCACAAUUUGGAAGUAAAUGUAUACAUAGUGUAAAAACAAUUUAUAAUUAGUAAUAAUGUGAAAUAUAUUUUGUUUAUAGUAAGAAUAUAUAAAUUACAACCUUA
Molecule: messenger RNA, 2635 nt
Organism: Dreissena polymorpha
Lineage: Eukaryota; Metazoa; Mollusca; Bivalvia; Myida; Dreissenidae
Exons: 17
Coding region: 134-1813 (559 amino acids)
Source: RefSeq, a predicted model, not a curated record